Rhopalosiphum padi (bird cherry-oat aphid) is the source of this 3442-nucleotide messenger RNA. Its product is annotated as IQ and ubiquitin-like domain-containing protein. The record is from RefSeq and is a predicted model, not a curated record. Gene Ontology annotation, cellular component: motile cilium; acrosomal vesicle. The coding region runs from base 148 to 2151 and encodes 667 amino acids. Gene Ontology annotation, biological process: cilium assembly. NCBI's taxonomy places the organism in Eukaryota, Metazoa, Arthropoda, Insecta, Hemiptera, Aphididae. The transcript has a single exon.
GUUCACUAUAGGUACAUUUUUUAUAUAAAUAUCUGCUGGCCUGUAAAUAUAAUAUAACAAACAUAUUUUUUCUUAAUUUAAUAAUAUUACCUUUUGUUUAAGUCGGUAUAUUUUUUAACUCAAUAAAAGUGUUUUUGAGUUUGAAUAAUGACAGAAAUUACUAAUUCAAAGCAUGUCAACAUUGACAGAGACUCCAAUACGUACUCAGAUUUUAGUAUUCCUGCAAAUCAAUAUGCCUCUAUUCCUGUUCAAGUAACACUACCAAACAAUAAUAUUUUGUCAACUAAUUUUGCUUUGUCAGAUCCAGUUUUGGAAGUUAAACGUUUCAUUUUACCAGCCUUACAACCAAAAAUAGAAAAUAUACAACAAAUAAAAUGUGUUAUGCACGAGGAAGAUAAAGUAUUUGAAACAGAUGACUACACAGUACUAAAACAAAAAUGGAACAAUUGUCCCAUUCAAAUAUCAGUAAGUAUCGAACAUCAUGAAGACAUUGAAAAGAUACCCAAUGAGUCCAAUGCUUCAGCGCAGCCUUUAAUACAUCCAAAGUAUGGAAAUAUACUCGACACUAAUGCCAUAAUACCAAAAUAUGUAACAGGAUAUAAAAAUAAAAAUACCGGUAAGCUAUAUAGAAACACAACCGUACAAACAGUAUUUGAAAAUAUUGAAUUUGAUAGUCAGUACUUUGAGAAUAAAAUGUCAAUGGCAAUUCAAACAAUUCAAACUAAUGAUGCAACUACUGAAUCUAUGGUUGAAUUUUGUACUCAAACUGAAUCAAUGGAUGUACUUCGAUCAUUAAGUGUAAUGAAAGAAAUAAGUAUUACAAACAAAAUAAAAGACAGAAUAAAAGACCUCGAUAAAUAUGCUCGCAUAAUACAAAAAUCUGUACGAUUAUGGAUAAAAAGAAAGAAAUUUGAGCACAUGUUGGAAUACUAUUAUUACAAAAAGCAAUUAAUGUGUGAUGAAGAGAAAAACUUAAAAAAUAUUAUUAAAUCUGAAAAGUUACAAAAUAAAUUAAAUCUACAGUAUCCAACUAAGACUCACGAUUUUGAAGCUCUUUAUUCUAUAGUUCAUGAGCAUUAUAUAAAAAUCAAAAGUUCUUUAAAAAAUAUAUCACCAAACUGUGCAAUAAAUGAAAAAAAAGAACACUUAAAAAAAAAAUUGGAAUGUUUUAAUGAAAUAAACAAACAUAGGAAUCAAGUUAAAGAAAUAGCAAAAGAUAAAAAAAUAUUUCAACAACUAAAUAAAAUAUCUAAGCCAAUUAUCAUGACAAGAAGUACUGGAGAAACAAUUUCCAUCGAAACUCCAGAAACGGAUCAUGCCAAACAAUUGAUGAAAUUUUACAAAGAUCUAAAGAGAAAUGAUUUGAGUAAAGACGAAAGGACUAAAUUGCUUUUAAACUUGCGAGAAACUUUAGAUCUGUUUAAAGAAAUAGAUUUAACUAAACCAGUUAUAGAUUUGUUAAAUAGAGAGUUGACUAUGAUAAAUAUUAUUCAAGUAAAAGACGAUAAAUUAACAAUUUUAAGGAAACGUAUUGAAAUAUCUAUGCAAUCGAUACUAAAAAAACCAGAAAUAAAUCCAGCGAUCACAUCAAAAAUAUUAAAACCUGUAAACUACAUAAAAUGUUUUAGUUGUAGUAAGUUAAAACCUUUGAACAGAUUUGCGAUAAAAUUAAACUUAACAAAACCAAAAAAAUGUAAAGAUUGCAAUAAUUUGUAUAGACUUACAAUAGCGCCAAUAAAUUUAACACCUCAUGAAAACAUAUUGAAAAAUAUUAAAGCAACUGAGGCACAACUAUGCUCAAAGACUUGUUUAGUGUCUUUAUUAAAUGCAGAAGAUAUAUAUUACCUAAUUACAAACAUAUGGAAAGGAAAAUCAGCUAUUAGUGACUGCAAUGACAUAAUACAACUGAGAUUAGUGAGGUGGAAUAAAGAACUGGAAUGGUCCCCUUCAAACACAAUAUUAUUGAGUAUUGAAGAGGCUAAUUCUCAUUCCAAAAUUUCCAAUCUAUCUAAAAUGUAUUCAUCAGCAUUAAUUGAUAGUAUACAUUUUAAACACAUGGUUGCAAAAAAACAUUACAAAGGCCUAAUAAAAAAAGCAGAUGAACGUGAUCGUAAUAUAAAGAUACGUAACCACAAUAUUAGAAACAAUUAAAUAAAAAUGUGCAUACAUCUUUGUAUAAAAGUAUAAUAAGAUAACAAUUUAUAUAUCAUUAUUUAUUAUGUUUAUCAUUUAUUAUUUGACAAAACUAUAAAAUAUUAAAAAUGCAUUACAUUUUCCUUUACAAACCCCUUUUUAAUUUAGGUAGUUUGACAAAAACUAACAAAUAAUCACUUAUAUUAUUAUUGAAUAAUUUGAAUACGUAAGUCUAGAGGGAAAUACAUUUGAAUAUUGGUCACUGUGUGAUCUUUAGGUAGUUUGCCUAAAUUUGGCUUUAAAAAUAGAACAGUUAAUGUUUUAUAAUUGUCAUAGACGUGCCCGUAAAAAAUUUAAAUUAUAUAUUAUACGCAUAAUGUGCAAAUGGCUAUUUGGGCGUACUGUUCGUAUAUAAAUAUAGGUGCUAUCCAUUAUGCUAUGCUAAUAUAAUAUUAUUAUUAUUAUUCCACUUCACAACGUUAAGUGCACGUUAAAAGAAUAUAAUUAAAUUAAAUAAUUUUUCGAAAAAUGGAAUGAUAUUAUUUAUUACUACAGGAAAAAAACAUACCUAUGCACGACUCGUGAUCUAUUGAACUUGAUUCGCUAGUUGAAAUACCAAACGGUAUUUACCAAGACGGCUUGUGUAGUGUGUGUGAAAUAAUCCGUUGGCAAUCGAAAAGACUAUUAUUAUGACGCGGGUCGAUGAGUAACAUCAAACGCGGCCGAUUGGUCACGGUACACGAGUCGCUGUGUGUACAAGGGCUUCGUGCAAGAAGUCGCCAUAGACCAUCAUCGUAGUAGUCAUCAUCAUUGUCGUCAUCAUAAUCAUCAUCGUCGUCAUCAUAAAACGCAUUUCACCGAACAAUAGUAUGGAACGGUUUCCCACGAAGUCGCGACGCGUCGGGAAGUUAAAAAGACGUUCACGAAGCGCCGUGUUCGUGUCCGCACGCGUCCAUCACGUAUAUUAUAAAUUAAACUGUACACGGCCAGAAGACCGGUACAACCCCAAUAAUAUCGCAUUCCGUUUACGAAAUGGGUUUUCAUUGCCAGCGACGAAGAAAUUAAACGAAACGAUGGCAUAAUUCGCCGGUCAUCGUCGGGGUCGUGUAAACCAGACGGUCUGUAUAUUAUAAAUAAUAGUAGACCGAUUAUAUUAUUGGUAAACACUCAUUAUCUCCUCCGAAGAAGUGUUUAAGUUGUUCAAUAAUAGUUAUUUUUUACACAAUUUUAAUUUAUUAUAUUCUAACCAACAUAAUUGAAAAAGUUACUCUUACUACUUUUUAUCUUUGUUAUUGUUUUUUAUUUUUUG